Raphanus sativus (radish) is the source of this 531-nucleotide messenger RNA. RefSeq lists its product as uncharacterized. The coding region runs from base 1 to 531 and encodes 176 amino acids. The transcript has 2 exons. The record is from RefSeq and is a predicted model, not a curated record. Lineage: Eukaryota; Viridiplantae; Streptophyta; Magnoliopsida; Brassicales; Brassicaceae.
AUGAAAGACUUUAGUUCCUGCUCCGGUGAAAAUGGGGUCCAGGUUGCAGAUCCUUCCUCCUCGAACGCUGUAAAAGUUUCACAGAAUCUUGUCAUCUGUAUCUACCGUUGCUGCAUCAGAGGUAGGACUUGUUUGAUCACAGUCACAUGGACUAAGAAUCUGAUGGGUCAGUGUGUGACCGUGGGAGUCGAUGAUUCUUGCAACAGAAGUCUCUGUAAAGUCGAGAUCAAGCCCUGGCUCUUCACUAAACGAAAAGGCUCCAAGAACCUAGAAGCGUAUUCUUGUAACAUAGAUGUCUAUUGGGAUCUCUCGUCUGCUAAAUUCGGAUCCAGCCCUGAACCUUUAGGUGGGUUCUACGUAGGUGUUGUUGUGGAUAAAGAGAUGGUCCUUCUUCUUGGUGAUAUGAAGAAGGAAGCUUUCAAAAAGACUACUGCACCGUCUCGUUAUGUCUUCGAGAAUUUCUCUCCCGCCAGAUACUAUGUAAUAGCACUUGAAAUGUAUAUCGAAUUAGGAAGAGCUCUGUGGGUUUGA